AAUAAAUUUUAUCUUACGUUGUCAAAAUGUUUCACAGUUGCUAAUAUUCAAUGAUAUCCGAACGGUCUCUCAUUAGUCACGUGACCAACAGACAAUCGACAAUUUGUCUUUUUUACUCCACGCCCCUGGCGGCAGUCCAUGCCUCCAGUUGAGAAAUAUUAUAUUUGGGAAGUAAUAUAGUUUAAACCGCAAAAUGGAUACAAGGAAGCUGAUCGAAAUUUUGCGCGCCACCAUUGACCCUAACCAGAGGGCGCAGGCGGAGGAGCAGUUAUCCCAGAUCCACAAAAUAAUCGGUUUCGCACCGACUCUGCUCCAAGUCGUCAUGAUGAACGACGUGGCCAUCCCCGUGCGGCAGGCGGGCGUCGUCUACCUCAAGAAUCUCAUCACCUCCGGCUGGCAAGAGAAGGAACCGGAAGACAACGAGCCCCUCCCCUUCUCCAUCCACGAACAGGACCAGGCCAUGAUCAGAGACAGCAUAGUAGACGCCAUCACCCAAGCGCCCGACAUAAUCCGUGUCCAACUCUGCGUAUGCCUGAAAACUAUAAUCAAACACGAUUUCCCAACUCGCUGGACUCAAGUCGUCGACAAGAUUCAUAUAUACUUACAGAACCCGGAGCCUAAUGGGUGGAUGGGGGCGCUCCUAUGCCUGUACCAGCUGAUAAAGAAUUAUGAGUAUCAGUUGGCAGAGAAAAGGUUGCCGUUGAUAGAGGCUAUGAACCUGUUGCUGCCGAUGCUGUACAAUUUGAUCGUGACGCUGCAGCCGGACCAGUCGGCGGAGUCGGUGCUCAUUCAGAAGCAGAUCCUCAAGUGCUUCUAUGGACUGAUUAAGUACAUACUCCCACUGGACCUCAUCACCAAAGAGGUGUUCACCAAGUGGAUGGAGGUCCUCCGGAAGGUCAUGGAGCAGCCGGUCCCUGAACACACCCUCCAGGUGGACGAGGAUGAGAGGCUCGAGCUGCCGUGGUGGAAGUGCAAGAAGUGGGCCGUGCAUACCCUCUACAGGCUGUUUGAGAGAUACGGCAGCCCCGUGAACACCCGCAAAGAAUACGUGCAGUUCGCGGAGUGGUACCUGACGACCUUCACCGGUGGCAUCCUGGACGUGCUGCUCCGGGUCCUGGACCAGUACCGCAACAAGAUAUAUGUGUCCCCGAGGGUGCUGCAGCAGACCAUCAGCUAUAUCGACCAGUGCGUCUCCCACUCGCACUCAUGGAAGAUCCUGAAGCCGAACAUGUUUGAGAUUAUCAAGGACGUGCUGUUCCCUCUGAUGUCCUACUCCGAGGCCGACGAGGAGCUGUGGAACACGGACCCGCACGAAUACAUACGAAUCAAGUUCGACAUAUUCGAAGACUUUGUGUCGCCCAUAAUCGCCGCCCAAACCCUUCUCAUAUCCUGCUGCAAAAAGCGGAAAGAGAUGCUCGAACGCACCAUGCAGCUCUGCAUGCAGGUCCUCACCAGCCAGAACGGAGAGUACAGCCCCAGGCAGCGAGACGGGGCCCUGCACAUGGUCGGGACCCUCAGCGACUUACUUAUCAAGAAGAAAUUUUAUAAAGAAGAAAUAGACUCGCUUCUCAGCCAAUACGUGUUCCCUGAAUACAGCAAUCCGCUCGGCUACAUGAGAGCCCGGGCCUGCUGGGUGCUCCACUGCUUCGCCACCAUCCGCUUCAAGAGCGAACCUCUCCUAGUAGAAGCCGUCCGCUUAACCGUCAACGCUUUACUCAACGACACAGACUUACCGGUCAAAGUAGAAGCUGCUAUCGCUCUUCAAACUCUACUCGGGUCACAAGAAAAAGUUCACAAGCUACUCGAGCCUCAAGUAAAAGCGGUGACCACAGAACUUCUAAAAGUUAUCCGAGAAACUGAGAACGAUAACAUAGCCAGUGUGUUACAGAAGAUUGUACCGCUGUACACCGAGCAGCUUAUGCCUAUGGCUUACGAGAUAACUGAUCAUCUAGCGACGACGUUCCGGAAAGUCAUAGAGACAGACUCUGGAACUGAUGAGAAGGCGAUCACAGCUAUGGGGCUGCUGAACACCAUGGAGACGGUGCUGAACGUGAUGGAGGACAACCCGGAGAUCAUGGUGCAGCUCGAGAAGACUGUGCUCACCGUCGUGGGGCACAUCUUGCAGAAUAAUAUUAUCGAAUACUAUGAAGAGGCGAUGACCCUCCUCUGCAACCUCACAGCGAAGCAGAUCUCGGAAGACAUGUGGAAGGUCCUGGAGCUGCUGUACCAGGUGUUCGAGAAGGACAGCUUCGACUACUUCACUGACAUGAUGCCCGUGCUGCACAACUACAUCACAGUCGACACCAACGCCUUCGUGUCCAAUGAGAACCAUAUACUGGCCAUGUUUAAUAUGGCUAAAGCGGUCCUAAACUCUGACUCGGAAGACGAGUCCGAAAUCUACGCGGCGAAGCUCCUUGAGGUGAUGGUGCUGCAGUGCAACGGCAAGAUCGACAACUGCCUGCCAUCGUUCGUGGAGCUGGUGCUGAACCGGCUCACCAGGACUGUGAAGACCUCGGAGCUCAGGACCAUGCUGCUGCAGGUCCUAAUAGCGAUACUGUACUGCAAUCCAGUGCUCCUGUUCACCAUCCUGGACAAGCUGCAACAGGCCGUCCCCAACGCGUCCAUCACGCAGCACUUCAUCAAGCAGUGGAUACACGACACAGACUGCUUCAUGGGCCUCCACGACAGAAAGCUAUGCGUUCUCGGCAUCUGCACGUUACUGGAGAUGGGCCCCUGCCGGCCUCCGCUCGAGGCCGUGCUGCCGAGCAUCCUGCCGUCGUGCCUGGUGCUGUUCGACGGCCUCAAGCGCGCGUACGAGGCGCGCGCCGAGGCCGACGAGGACACGGAGUCCGAGGACGAGGAGGACGACCAGGACGAGGAGGUCCUCUCGAGCGACGAGGACGACAUAGAUGACAUGAACAACGAGUACUUGGAGAACUUGUCGCGCAUGGCCGUCAAGACUGCCGCCCAGCAGGGCGUCAACAUGACCGCCAACAUAGAAGACUAUGACAGCGACUCGGACGACGAGGACUACGAGCCGGACGAGACCGCCAUCGAGUGCUACACGACGCCCCUGGACGACAGGGACUGCCCGGUCGACGAGUACGUCAAGUUCAAGGCGGCGCUCUCAGGCAUAUCAACGACGGAGCCGGCGUUGUACCACGCGCUCACCCAAGUGUUGAACGAGGAGCAACAGAAGCAGCUGAGCGCCGUGCUGGUGCUCGCCGACCAGAGGAAAGCACAGCAGGACAGCAAGCGCAUCGAGCAGAGUGGAGGUUACUCAUUCACAGUACCCGCUCAAGUCCCAACGAAAUUCAAGUUCGGAUCGUAAUCACACAACAGUGCUUCACAUACACGAACACAGACAAUUAUCGUACGUGCGUUAAAACUUAUUUAUUAUCAAAAAUGUCGCGUAUGGAGAGGAGCCAAGCGUUUAAAACGCAUGUUAUGUAUUGUUAGCAUUGAAAAUGGAAUUUUUCGAUAGAUUACAUAAUGUAUUUUUAUAUAUCUGUUACGAAAAACCCCGAUCACGAGUAACGAAUGACUUGCGCUUAUAAAGGAGUAGAUUAGUUUGCUUGGUGAAUCAUAGUUGUAUAUUUUAACAGAUAUUUUGAUCCUUCGUUAAUAGUAAUUAACUUAUCAAUGCCUACUUUAAAAAAGGUUUUUAAAUUUCAUAAUUAAGAUUUACAUUUCUGCUAGUAUGUGUACUACAGAUACAAAAUGUGACGUUCUCAAGCAAAAGGUACCGUAAGGAUGAAAUUUGCACGAAUAACCUGUUAGAGCGUCUUGUCGAAAGCGACAAUGUGGUACCUUCUGCUUGAGAACGACACAAAUUUUAAAUAAAAUUUUAAAAAUCUGAAAAUUCAUCCUUGUAUUCGUAGCGAUGUCCAUUUUUUUUUCGCUACAUACAUGGCAAAAUACUCUAUUUGUUAAGUUAACUCAAAUCAUGAAUUAAACAGCAAAGGUUCAUGAAUGUUUUCAUUUCCAUGGUGCAGGCACUGCGCACGUUUUUAAUAGUUAUUUACGAUACAAGUGAAGAAAAUAGGAAGUUCGCAACGAGUAUUUAAAUGGACACGAGUUGCGAACUACCUAUUCGUACGUGUAUCGUACAACGUUUUACAUGUACUUUUGCAUUUAGGUAUAGAAGUAACAUCGCCGUGAAGGCCCGGCCUAGAAAUUUGCGGCUAACGCAUAUAUGCGGUAUUGGCGGUCGAUGUAUGGAGACGAUAUAAUAUAAAGAGAUCAACUUGUUUUGAGCAACGAUUCAUUUAUUUUGUGAAUGGUUCAACUCUUUGUACUACGUUAUAUUAAGUAUAUGAUCCAUUAUGGCUGGAGCUUAUAACUGCCAUAAUAAUGUAUGAUUGGUUAUUUUCAAUACGACCGUAACUAUGGCAACGUGUGACAAAAGUUGAUUCACCCAUAUCAAAGAUAUAUUGAUUGAGAUGUGUAAAAUCUAAGACAAUUUCGUGCUUCGAAUUUGACAGGUAAACAAGAUGGCGCUGUACAGCUCCACACAUUUUGCGGUAACUGACUGGAAAAGUUGACGUUUGACAAUUUGACCGCGAAACAUGGCGCAGUACAGCGCCAUCUGUUUUCGAUGUUAAACUAAGGGGCGCAGUUUUUUCUUAAUAUAAUAAUAAUAAUUCAGCCUAUACGUCCCACUGCUGGGCACAGGCCUCCUCUCAUGCGAGAGGGCUCGGGCUAUAGUCCCCACGCUAGCCCAAUGCGGAUUGGGGACUUCACACACACCUUUGAAUUUCUUCGCAGAUGUAUGCAGGUUUCCUCACGAUGUUUUCCUUCACCGAAAAGCUAGUGGUAAAUAUCAAAUGACAUUUCGUACAUAAGUUCCGAAAAACUCAUUGGUACGAGCCAGGAUUUGAACCCACGACCUCCGGAUUGAAAGUCUGACGUCAUAUCCACUCGGCUACCACCGCUUUUUAGUUUUUUCUUAGUUUUACCUAUAUUACAAUCAAUCCUGUUUAAUAUAACAUGACUGUCAAGAUGAAGUGUAAGACACCUAACCGAGGCAAGGGUUUCACUUCGGAAUGAGAAACUCCUAUCUUCGUUCUGGCCCUCUAAAAAUUCACUGAAAAGUAACAUAAUUUUGACAAAGAGGGGUCAUGUUUUCACUAAAUAACCAUCGGCAAAUUUGUAUGGGCACUGUCCCCACCCACCAACAGAAACGAAACAUGUCUCAUUCAAUAGGUCUUGGCAACCUGAUGAUUUGUUACUAUGACGAGGAUCGCCUGCAACUUUCAAUGAAAUGAGCGAAAAAUAUAUAAAAACAAAAUACAGUUUUCCAAGAAAACCCCAUGCAUAGGGCGAUCCUCGUCAUAGUAACAAAUCAUCAGAUUGCCAAGAUCUAUUGAAUGAGACAUGUUUUGUUUCUGUUGGUGGGUGGGGACAUUUCUGCCCAUGGUCCUUUGUCUCAGUUAAACGUUUUGAAUGAAUUUUUACUAUGCGUUGACAGUUGGUCAGCGUCUCGUUUAGGUUAAUUCCAGUGACUAGUUAUAAGAAACCACGUCUAAUCGUCUGUGUUCGUUGUUACAAUCGUUGAUUUUAUUUAUUGGUUAAUCGCUUAACGCGUUUAUAUUUGUACUGUCUACAGGUACAGUCAAUGUAUUAAAUAUAGAUACGGACAAGCUGCCAAAAAUAAUGUAUACACUACCUUAAUAUGUGGGCAAUGAAAACGUGUAUACAUAUUUUUGGCAUUUGGUUCGCAUCGAUAUUUUCGGACGUAACAGUACAUGCGCAAAGGCGGAACAAUCUAAAGACUUAUCCUUCCGCAGCCCGGAGGCCUAUACAAAGGUCGCCCGGUUCGUUGAAUUGACAAAUAAAAAUUAUGAAUCCACACAAAAUAUAAAAAAAACCUUUAUAAUUUGUAUUCGAACACCGAGCAAUUCCAAUUAUUUAGUCAUUAAUGUCUACUUUUGUUAGCGAUUUACUUGACUUUUUCUAAAAAUCUUAGUCUAAAUAUGUGCGCCAGAAAGCACAAGUGUUAUUUUAAACGUCAUCUAUGAAAAUAUGACGUUUACCAAAGAUUUGAGUAAGAUGUGUAAAAUCUAAGACAAUUUCGUGCUUCGAAUUUGACAGGUACACGAUACAUUUUGCGGUAACUGACUGUGAAAAGUUGACGUUUGACAAUUUGACCGCAAAACAUAUGGCGCAGUACAGCGCCAUCUGUUUUCGAUGUCAAACUAAGGCGCACGUUUUUUUCUUAGACUUUACCUCUCUAUUACAAUCAAUUCUCUUUGCGUUUACUUAACACUAACGCUGUCUGGGCUAUCAAAAUCGUUGCUAACUUAGCUUGGUUGGACUUUGCUAUUCGAAAAUAAUAUACAUGCACUAUAAUGUAAUAUUUAACCCUUAGAAUGCCACGGUUAUCGUGCGCGACGUGUCAUAGUGAACCUUAUCGGGAAGUACUAAGGUCGAUAUUGGGCUGAAGCCACGUGGGCGGUCAACGGGUUAAAUGAAACACUCAUAAUAUUAAGUAAAACAUAGAAUAGGGUUGUUUCCAAUUUUUUGAAACGCUCGUAUUACGUUAUAUAUUAAGUAAAAGUUGCCCUAAAAUUCAACUUUUAUACUAAAAACGGCUUUAAAUAUGUUAAAUGAACGAAAUAUAUUUUGACAGAUGCUUUCGCGCCCAAAACGCUCUUUGAAAAUUGUGUGACGUCACAGUUUACGGUUUGACACAUAACUACAUACGUAGAUGAUACUAACUGUCAACUGACAUUUGUCAUUUGUUGUUUAUCGCCUAACUGUCAACAGUGUCAAUCCGAGAGUUGUGACGUCAUCAGAAUCUUCAAAGACGUUUCGAGUUUGGUCACGUGACGUGUGCCAAAAGAUAUUUUAAAUUCAAUAUUUACAAAAAUAUGGUUAUUACAGGUCCCCUAAAAGUAGUUUAACAUGUUCUUAUAAUCCAAAAGAAUUUAUUGGGAUACAAUUCUGCCCUAAGAUUUGUAGAUGGAAACAACCCUAUUGUCCCCCUUAGUCCAAUGAACGAAGAAAUCUAAUAACAAGUUUAUUUUGAAAUGAAUUUCUAUGCUAUUUUUUUAUCCUCAAAACGAAAGUGGAGGGCCCUCGCUAAAUCACCUUUUCAUACACACGUAAACCUCAUUUUCCUCUCUGAAUAUUAAUAUUAUUCAAAAUAUUUAGACAGAAUUUGUUGUAUACCAACCACAGGUAUGCCUUUACGUUUUUUUUUUUCGAAUUUAUGAUUAUUAUACGAGUUGGGAGCAUUUGAAAAUAUGUAUGAAAUUUUCGUUUUUGGGAGAAUCAACUUUUUUAGUUGCCAUGGUUACGAUUAGUUGUCCAGGGGACAAAAGUUCAUUGAAAUACUGAUUUUAUGGUACUUAAAUGUAUCAAACUUGCGUUUUUGUGGUCGUUAUAACCAAUGUCCAUAAUGGGCCCCCUACUAAGCAUGUUAAUAGAUCGGCAUACAACGUCUCUUCAAACAAACUGUGCCACUGUUGUCCCUUGGACAACGGGACAGGAUAACAAAACAAAAAAAGUUGAUUCACCCUUUUAAUUUAUACAAUAAUCAAAAAAAUUUAAAAAGUCAAACGUCCCUAUGGUUAAUUUACGUCAAAUUGUGUUAAAAUAUUUUCGAUAUUGUCAAUAUUCGGAGAGGAAAACGGGGACUACGUUUGUAUGAAGACGCGGCCGUCUUCUUUCCUCUUAAACGUGAUUUCGAGUCAGCCUUCCUAUUGUGGAUGCAAUGUUUCCUAAUAUAAAACUAACCGGCCAUACAUAAUGGUGCUUUAAACUAAUUAUUUAAUAUAAGAAUAAUUUGUCGUCCGUCAAUGGAAGGAUAUACUGAAGUUAUUAUAGCAAAGAGACCCAGGUAUCUUCGUAAAUUGGAUUAUAUACUGUCGACAACAUUAUUUUUUAUAUACAACUUAAUGUUGGUUGAACUGUGCACAUAUUUGAGGCUAGAAAUCACAUAUAUUGAAAAAACACGAUAUACUUAGCAUGCUAAAAUUAUUUAUGUACGUUGGAACAUUUAAAACGGGUGACUUUGUGAGCCUUUUGUGUUCAAAGUGACCCGUUUUCUUUGUAGGUGUACAAUGAGUCGAGUACAUUUUUGUUUUUAUGCGUAUAUUUAAGUGUAAGUGUUUAUACGAAUGGUAUAUUUUUGUUUUGAACUGUCACUUGUAGUUUGCCCGCGUUUAUAUCACUAAAAGUGCAUACUUUUGAAAGUUUUUACGUGUUGUGGUAUAUGACUACAAUAUUAAAUAUCAGGGUGCGUAGACACCAAUGCCAAUCGUUUAGGGUCCGUAGCGUAGUUAUCUCUCUCUAUCACUCUUAGUGCGACAGAGACAGUUGCUAGACCACGGGCCAGGAGCAUAUUUCGUCAGUCCGCGCCAACCGGCUGAUACUGUUUUCAAUUAAAAAAACCUUCAGCAUUAAAAUAUUCCCUGCUAUAGUAAAAAAACAUAUUAUACAUUCGCUAUUUCGUUGUAGUCAUUUUUCGAUAAAGUAAUUGAUAUAUUUACGACCUUAUAGAAUAAGCUAGCGCAAAAGCAUAUUUACUACGCGCGAAGUAUCGCGAUUAGCGCGGGUUUCAAGAAGGAAGCAAGCGACGUAUGUGUAGAUUUUAUUGAACGAUGCGUCACCUGAGGAAAGGGGACUGCCGUUGUUCCAUACAAACAUGGCCCCCAUUUUCCUCUUUGGAUAUAAUUUUAUGUAUAUUAACAAUAGCUAUGCCCCUACGAAUUUUUAAAUGAUCCUUACUCUUAUAAUAAUUUAGUACCUGGGCGACCGAGCUUUGCUCGGUUAUAACUAUUUAUUGUAAUAUGGUGGUGUAUAGGUGAUGAUCUUAACUACAUUUUUUUUACUAAAUUAAACUUGUCUAAAACAAUAGAAAUUAAAAAAAUAUAUAUAAACUUGAACAUAUAAAAAAAAAAAAACAAAAGUUAGUCACCGGGCAAGAUUCGAACCCUCGUUUAGCAGUCCGCGUCUUAACCCGCUGGACCAGACGGACAGUGGCCGGCUACACGAAAUUAGCGACCAUUUUCUGCGUCGAAAGAAAAACGCAUGAAAACUUGAAAACACGCCGUUUCCCAAACAUAAGACUAAUCUAGAUAGAUUGUAUGCCCCCAAAAACCCCCAUAUACCAAAUUUCAGCGAAAUCGUUAGAGCCGUUUCCGAGAUCACAGAUAUAUAUAUAUAUACAAGAAUUGCUCGUUUAAAGGUAUAAGAUAAAAAUCAAACGUAUGAACGGAGUUGUGAUUGAUAUACAACGAAUUGUACCAAAAUAUUUUCAAUAAUUUUGAUAUCCAGAUAGGAAAACGAGGGCUAUGUUUGUAUGAUAAGCGAUUUUGGUCCUAAGCAACUUCCAUAUUGAUGGUCUCUGUGACGAGGGACAAAAUGGUGCUGAAGUUAAAUUAUUUGACUGUAUGUCGAUUGAACAGCGAAUGGAGCAAUUGUCCACUUUUAUUGCAGUUAACUGUUGGGCGGAGAUUUUAUUUUAUUUAUUUUUAGUUUUUAGUUUUUUCUUUUUUUUUUUUUGACAAUUGCGAUCAUUUGCUAAUCAUUCGUAAAUACAGUUCAAUAUUUCUUAACCCUUUACCAGGCUAAGGGAUAUAUAUUUCCCACAUGCGGCUCUUCAAACAUGUGUUCUAUUUUCGAUGAGUAAAACUGACAUUCGAAUGUCAUUUUUGAACUGUCAGCCUGGUAAAGGGUUAACGCAUUCACGGCCGACGUUUUCCCGUUCUACCGUUUUCCCGCUUUGUAGAGAGCGACUACGAACAGAGCGCCCGCCGAGCGGGUUGCCGGCAAUCAAUGUGCUUAAAUAGAGGAUUUCGGAAUAGGUACCUAAAGUAUUCAGUAUUGGUGUCAGCUAUAGCAGAUUGUUUGGGCGGUGUUUUAAUUUAUUUUUUCGUUUAUUAUUUAUUAUUAUUUUUUAGCUGACACGCUUACCCAGGAAUGUCUUUAGUCUUAACACUAGAGUCAUUAAGGAUUAAUAACAUAUUCGAAACCUCAAUUUUAAUAUUAUGAUGUGUCCGCAACGGCAAAGUGGGUGCCAGCUUGAAUAUUAAAUGUUCUGUGGUCAAAUAUUCCGAAAUAAGUAAUUUUUAAACUGAAGCCUGGCCGGUAAUAUAUGAUCACGCGCCAUAUUGCGGAAUCUCAUUGGAACUAAAUUUUUCAUACUAAACUGAACUGUCACCCUAUACAUGCGAAUAACAGCGCCCUCUUGACAAUGAUCAUAUACACCGUGUUUUUUUUUUAUUUGCGUUAAUUUCGAGGGUGCAUUCCUGAGCUUAAAUUAAGUAACUUUCUCAAAGACACCGAUAUUCUAAUUAACUCCAUUUCGGAGAUAAUCAAUCAUUAAUUUUUAUCUUAUAAGGCCCUUACGAGCGUGUACACAUGCCUUAGGGCCUGUUUACUUAUUGAUUAGUGUUUAGUGCGAGUUCAUACAUUUGCUACUAAACGUAAGUACUAUCUCGGACGAUCGACGUUCGAAAUGACAUUGAUAUGUCACAGUUUUCAAUUGUUUGGUUGAGUUAAAUGUAAUGCCCGUGUUACAACAACGCUAUAUGCAACAUUUAGUUACUUAUUAUUUAAAAAAAAUAUAAAAAAAAAAAACAAAAAAAAUUUUUUUUUAAAUUAUCCAUGCCAUUUAGUUUUCUUAAACGUACUUACCGAUACCCCAAAGUUAACGAAAUUCAAUAAAAACACGGUGUAUUUAUGGUAAAACCUUACGCUUGCCAUGAAUAGACAACGCAGCGGGCAUGAUUUAUUUUAACAACUUGAUAAUGUACACAGUAUAAAGUCGAAUAUAGCGAUCUCUAUAUAUGAAUAGCGUUUGUUAAGUAGGUGUCGAGUUUUGCUGAUUACAGACAGCUAUUAUAUUUAUUUGUUUUAUUUUAUUUAUUAUAUAUUUUCGGUUGAUUUUCGUCUGAAAACGCACUUGUUGCCUAUCUCAUGGAUAUAUCCUAAAUUUCGUACAGUGGUAACAAGAUGAAUCCAGUUGUGACCAGUUACAUGAGAUAUUCAUUUCAUUAUCAUAUUUUAUGUCGAAAUAUAUUGAUUAGGAACUGUAAAACUGAAUCUAUCAAUACUUUCUCGAAUCGAUAGAAAAUCGGAUUGUUGACAAUUUUUUUUUGAAUUAAUUGAAAUUUUUUAUUCAUUAAUUUUAAUUAAAAAGAAAAGUUUAAUGUUUAGUGUUAGAAUUUCGCGCCAUUCUGACUGCAAGGUUGUGCAUUUAGCCAGUUUUGACAACUUGUCUAUUGCCGGCAGUUCACUUGGCUUUAUAAUUUGGCAAAUAUACGUGUUGCAUCCCUUUUGUUUUGUAUGUCAAAGGAAAGAGAUGCAAUACUAAUAUUUGUCGGUUGGCUGUAUCCAUGUGAAGUGCCAGCAUGUGAUCCUUCGAUUAGAUACGCGCGCGUGAUACUGUGCAUUAUUUUAAAUACUUUUGAUUCAUUUUAAUUAAUUUAUUAUGCAUAUUUACAUCUAAAAAAUAAUAAUUUAAACAUCAAAAUAUUCAAAUAUUGCUAUGGUAAAAACAACAUUGUAUACAUUCGCAAUUCAUGUCAACAUCCCUAUUAUGGAACGGUAUUAGUACCUACAUAUACAUUUGAGAGUGACUAAUUCAAUUAAACUUGAAGAUAUUACGAUGUAUUUUAAUAAAUGGGUCUUACUUGUACCAAAUUAGGGCAGGCAAAAACUAGAAAGAAUUUGAAAAUAAAUACGACGACUGUAGUGGUAUUAUAAAGCCUGAGACAUUCAUUUAUAGGUCUGUGUCCUAUAGAUUGAUUAAAUCGUUUUGCACAGCCGUCGCGAAAACUGAUUUGACUUAUUGCACACUAACCUAUUGUUGACGUGUUUUACGCUCAAUUAUUUAUUGUAUAUUACCACUAUAGAUGUGUGUGUUUGUCUCAUUCUGCUUGUGGUAUUCAUCCUUUGAUUUUUGCGUAAUAUACAUGACAUAAUUUUAUGUAAUAUAAUAUGUAUUUUGCACUUCGCGCGUAGCGAAUAGCCGAAAACCUAAAAACGGAUGUAUUUGAAACCUUACGAAUUAAUAUUAGCUUAGAUGUCUUCCAAAGUCGUCUGGGUUAUAAACACGCUUCAAAACACCAUUACGCUUGUACGUUUGACAGGACUAAAGUCUAAAAAGUACAUUUUCUGCCCUCCGGGCGGAAAGCGUCAACUUGGCUCCCGCUGCGAUAUUUUGAUCGCAGCUAUUUAAAUGUAAUGGUUGCGUAAAUGCAACUGCUUUUGACAUUGGGGUUAAUGAGGCGGUCGAAACGCAAAAACGUUGGCCUUUUAGGCUGUGGCGUCGUUCGUGUACAUUUGAGAGUGACUAAUCAAAUUAAACUUGAAGAUAUUACGAUGUAUUGUGAUAAAUGGGUCUUACUUGUACCAAAUUAGGGCAGGCAAAAACUAGAAAGAAUUUGAAAAUAAAUACGACGACUGUAGUGGUAUUAUAAAGCCUGAGACAUUCAUUUAUAGGUCUGUGUCCUAUAGAUUGAUUAAAUCGUUUUGCACAGCCGUCGCGAAAACUGAUUUGACUUAUUGCACACUAACCUAUUGUUGACGUGUCUUUCGCUCAAUUAUUUAUUGUAUAUUACCACUAUAGAUGUGUGUGUUUGUCUCAUCCUGCUUGUGGUAUUCAUCCUUUGAUUUUUGCGUAAUAUACAUGACAUAAUUUUAUGUAAUAUAAUAUGUAUUUUCUGUAAUAUACAUGACAUAAUUUUGAGCCCACGAAAACUUUUACUUAAACUUAAUACCCCCGCUACGCACUUCGCGCGUAGCGAAUAGCCGAAUUCCUAAAAACGGAUGUAUUUGAAACCUUACGAAUUAAUAUUAGCUUAGAUGUCUUCCAAAGUCGUCUGGGUUAUAAAUACGCUUCAAAACACCAUUACGCUUGUACGUUUGACAGGACUAACGUCUAAAAAGUACAUUUUCUGCCCUCCGGGCGGAAAGCGUCAACUUGGCUCCCGCUGCGAUAUUUUGAUCGCAGCUAUUUAAAUGUAAUGGUUGCGUAAAUGCAACUGCUUUUGACAUUGGGGUUAAUGAGGCGGUCGAAACGCAAAAACGUUGGCCUUUUAGGCUGUGGCGUCGUUCGUGUACAUUUGAGAGUGACUAAUCAAAUUAAACUUGAAGAUAUUACGAUGUAUUGUGAUAAAUGGGUCUUACUUGUACCAAAUUAGGGCAGGCAAAAACUAGAAAGAAUUUGAAAAUAAAUACGACGACUGUAGUGGUAUUAUAAAGCCUGAGACAUUCAUUUAUAGGUCUGUGUCCUAUAGAUUGAUUAAAUCGUUUUGCACAGCCGUCGCGAAAACUGAUUUGACUUAUUGCACACUAACCUAUUGUUGACGUGUCUUUCGCUCAAUUAUUUAUUGUAUAUUACCACUAUAGAUGUGUGUGUUUGUCUCAUCCUGCUUGUGGUAUUCAUCCUUUGAUUUUUGCGUAAUAUACAUGACAUAAUUUUAUGUAAUAUAAUAUGUAUUUUCUGUAAUAUACAUGACAUAAUUUUGAGCCCACGAAAACUUUUACUUAAACUUAAUACCCCCGCUACGCACUUCGCGCGUAGCGAAUAGCCGAAUUCCUAAAAACGGAUGUAUUUGAAACCUUACGAAUUAAUAUUAGCUUAGAUGUCUUCCAAAGUCGUCUGGGUUAUAAAUACGCUUCAAAACACCAUUACGCUUGUACGUUUGACAGGACUAACGUCUAAAAAGUACAUUUUCUGCCCUCCGGGCGGAAAGCGUCAACUUGGCUCCCGCUGCGAUAUUUUGAUCGCAGCUAUUUAAAUGUAAUGGUUGCGUAAAUGCAACUGCUUUUGACAUUGGGGUUAAUGAGGCGGUCGAAACGCAAAAAACGUUGGCCUUUUAGGCUGUGGCGUCGUUCGUGUACAUUUGAGAGUGACUAAUCAAAUUAAACUUGAAGAUAUUACGAUGUAUUGUGAUAAAUGGGUCUUACUUGUACCAAAUUAGGGCAGGCAAAAACUAGAAAGAAUUUGAAAAUAAAUACGACGACUGUAGUGGUAUUAUAAAGCCUGAGACAUUCAUUUAUAGGUCUGUGUCCUAUAGAUUGAUUAAAUCGUUUUGCACAGCCGUCGCGAAAACUGAUUUGACUUAUUGCACACUAACCUAUUGUUGACGUGUUUUACGCUCAAUUAUUUAUUGUAUAUUACCACUAUAGAUGUGUGUGUUUGUCUCAUUCUGCUUGUGGUAUUCAUCCUUUGAUUUUUGCGUAAUAUACAUGACAUAAUUUUAUGUAAUAUAAUAUGUAUUUUGCACUUCGCGCGUAGCGAAUAGCCGAAAACCUAAAAACGGAUGUAUUUGAAACCUUACGAAUUAAUAUUAGCUUAGAUGUCUUCCAAAGUCGUCUGGGUUAUAAAUACGCUUCAAAACACUAUUACGCUUGUACGUUUGACAGGACUAACGUCUAAAAAGUACAUUUUCUGCCCUCUGGGCGGAAAGCGUCAACUUUGCUCCCGCUGCGCUAAACGAAGUUGCUGCUUUCCGUUGAGUAGAAAAAUUGUAUACGCUCUACGGGAAGAAACGUAGGAUAUUCCAUCCCACGUGUUUACCACCCUCGCCUUCGGCUCAGGUGACAAUUUUACACGCGGCACGCAAUUUCCUACUUUUCCUCCCUUGGGACACAAAUAACUAUUGUUUAAAAAAAGGUGCACUAUAACGUUUUAACGAAGUUAAUGUUUAUAUAAAUAUGUGAUGCAGCUCAAACUGUCGUUAGACCGCCGUGCGCCAUUUUGUUAAGUCGAGCAGCCAUCUUGUAAUAAUUCAAGAUGGCGGCAUUUGAUGCGAUAGCGGGAAACAUUUGCCUAAUAUUUUGAUCGCAGCUAUUUAAAUUAUUGUAAUGGUUGCGUAAAUGCAACUGCUUUUGACAUUGGGGUUAAUGAGGCGGUCGAAACGACGCCAAAGCCUAAAAGGCCAACGUUCUUGGCAAGGCAUCUUAUAGAUGCAUGGAUACGUGAUAAGACUUGUGAAAUGCGGGCGAAGCUCUAUAUUUUGUGAUAACUAUGGGCGAAUCGGCCAUGUCAAUUUUUUAUUGGUUUGGGAAAACUACCCAAUGAUUGGCACUAUGUAAUUUACAUCUUUUUGUAAGUCACCACCGCUUAAGUAAAAAGGUGCCCACUAAUGGUGGGCUGACGAGAAUAGGGUAGUUUACCCUACUAUCGACUUGUUUUUGACGUGCGUUUUACAGUGGUAAACGCAUUAGUUUGUAACAAUUAUGUUUUGUAUUUAACUUUUUUUUUAGUUUUGAGUGUCGUCAGUGUAUAGUUCACUUUCGAAAGUAUACAUGAAUUUUGAAUUAUGCAAGUAUUAAUGUAGGCGUCACAGCUAUGAAAUACAAUUUAUUUAAGCUCUUUUGAGCUAUAAAGCUGUACAAAUGAAAGUUUAUAAAACUCCUAAUAAAAAAUGGGUAAGUAUAAAGGCAUAAAGGGAAACUGAACUAUGCACUAGACCAGGUUGAGUCGUUAGGGCGUGGAGCUCUCGUGUCGCUUGCGGCGCGGGGAUGCUGCAACAUUGUAAAUAUCACGCGUAUCGAACUAUAUAAAUGUAAGAGAUGUUUCACUUCAUGUAAAUAAAUGUGAUUCAUAAGAA
Molecule: messenger RNA, 15572 nt
Organism: Cydia pomonella (codling moth)
Lineage: Eukaryota; Metazoa; Arthropoda; Insecta; Lepidoptera; Tortricidae
Gene: msk
Product: importin-7
Exons: 15
Coding region: 194-3331 (1045 amino acids)
Biological process (GO): protein import into nucleus
Cellular component (GO): cytosol; nuclear envelope
Molecular function (GO): small GTPase binding
Source: RefSeq, a predicted model, not a curated record